GGGACCCAGCGCUCGGCCUCCCCGAGCGACAUGCGGCGCUGACGAGCUGGGGACCCUCCGCAGCGACGCCAUGAAUCUUCUGCCGUGUAACCCCCACGGCAACGGGCUUCUCUACGCCGGCUUCAACCAGGACCACGGGUGCUUUGCCUGUGGGAUGGAAAAUGGAUUCCGAGUCUAUAACACCGAUCCGCUAAAAGAAAAAGAGAAACAAGAAUUUCUAGAAGGAGGAGUUGGCCAUGUUGAAAUGUUAUUCCGCUGCAACUAUUUGGCUUUAGUCGGUGGUGGGAAAAAGCCGAAGUACCCGCCCAACAAAGUGAUGAUCUGGGACGACCUGAAGAAGAAGACCGUCAUUGAAAUCGAGUUUUCUACGGAGGUCAAGGCCGUGAAACUGCGGCGAGACCGAAUUGUGGUGGUUUUGGACUCUAUGAUUAAGGUGUUUACAUUUACACACAACCCCCAUCAAUUGCACGUCUUUGAAACCUGCUAUAACCCUAAAGGCCUCUGUGUCCUGUGCCCCAACAGUAACAACUCCCUCCUGGCCUUCCCGGGUACACACACGGGCCACGUGCAGCUCGUGGACCUGGCCAGCACCGAGAAGCCGCCCGUGGACAUCCCUGCCCACGAGGGCGUCCUGAGCUGCAUCGCCCUCAGCCUGCAGGGGACAAGAAUUGCCACCGCGUCUGAAAAAGGGACCCUUAUAAGAAUAUUUGAUACUUCAUCAGGGCAUUUAAUCCAGGAACUGCGAAGAGGGUCUCAAGCAGCUAACAUUUACUGCAUUAACUUCAAUCAGGACGCGUCCCUCAUCUGCGUGUCCAGUGACCACGGCACGGUGCACAUUUUUGCUGCCGAAGAUCCGAAGAGGAACAAGCAGUCUAGUUUGGCGUCUGCCAGUUUCCUUCCAAAGUACUUCAGUUCCAAGUGGAGUUUCUCCAAGUUUCAGGUCCCCUCUGGCUCUCCGUGCAUCUGUGCCUUUGGGACAGAGCCAAAUGCUGUCCUCGCCAUCUGCGCAGACGGAAGCUACUACAAGUUCCUGUUCAACCCCAAGGGAGAGUGCAUCCGGGACGUGUACGCGCAGUUCCUGGAAAUGACCGACGACAAGCUGUGACUUCCCCCGCGGUGCCGUCAGCACCCCUGGCCGAGCACCCCCGAAGUGCUGAGUGUGCCCCUCAAACUCCUGGGGCUGGUGCUGGCACCCUCGGGCCUCGUGGGUGACGGGUGGAGGGACUACGUGGGACCUUGGGCUUGAAGCCGCCUGCGCCGCCUGCUUUCCUGAGCAGGCCUUCACAUUUCCAGUAUUACAGAACCGCCGUCGGGGCCCUGUGGGCACGCGUGGCGCCAGUGCUGACGGUCAUUGCUUCCUGGCACUUGCAGCCGGCGCUCCAUGCAGAGCUGGGGGCCAUGUUGAGAAAAAGACGGACAGGUUGGAGUCUGUUUCUGGCAACAGGUUCCACCGUUUUUAUCGAGUUCGAUGGGGAAGUGAACCAGCGUCUCCACGUUAGCUCUUAGAAGCAGAUCUAGGUAGGUAGUGAUGCCAGCGGCUUGCCUUAGAAAGGAGAAAGGAACUUUCUCCCAUCUGAACACGGGGGAGACGCGGCCGGGCUAGGCAGCACAGGGGGCGUCUCCCCGAUUCCCACGCCACAGCCGUCUUGGUGCCUGUCGUGAGCCUGUGCUUCGGGGGGUGUGCACAACCUGCCGGCGUCCCCAUCUUCGAGCUAUGGGAACUGGGGCGAACCCCAGGCCCACUGUGAGCAGUGUGCUCCGUGCACCGCCCGGGGUCUGCUGGCUCUGCUGGUGCAGCCCCAGGUGGAAACCGUUCCCUGUCGUGUGUGGGGACAGUAGGGCACAGACAUUAAACUCAGUCGCAGGAGACAGCACCACUUAGAUUGGAGGGCGUGCGGGAAACGCCUGUCGUCUCAGCGAGGCGUCUGUCGGCGUGGAGCGGAGCUGCAGCGCGUGCGCACGGCCCUUGCCGUCCUCCCAGCGUGAGAACAGCUGCACACUAACGUUUGAGAACGAGAGGCACAUGACGUUUUUAACAUUUGGUGACUGAGAUAGGUUCCAGGCUCUAUGUUGUACUACUUGAGGCAUGUAUUUUCUUAAAUUCCCUUUGAAGAAACCUAAUUUUAUGGUUUUGAUUUCAGGUUGCAAACGUUUAAAAUCUGCAGCAGCAAGUCCUCCGUUUUGCGAGUUCUUUUCCUGUCAUGUAAUCAGCUAACUGUGGGUUUCAAUGUAAAGUAUGCAUGUUACUUUUAUGUGUAUUUAAUCAUGAAAUUUAAUUUUGCACACUUAUUUUUAAUGUUUCUUUUAAAUAAAAGUGACUAAUUUUGUUGUACUCUGUACCCACCAAGGAAGAAGAAUUGUAUGUUACGAAAGCAAGCCCCUGGGUUUGAGGGCCCCGUGUGGGUGACGUUCGUUGGCUAUACCGACUCUGACAGGCGAGCCUGGACUGUUUUGUGUGGUGCGGCUCUCACAGUGACUCUGCUCACACUUCAGCCCUCCAUCCAGGGAGGGGAGUGUGAGGCACCCUUCCCAUUGGCAGCAGUGCUAGUUCAUGUCCCCUCAGACCCUGUAGUGUGAGUGUCCUCGCAGUGCCUGGGGACAGCUUUAGGACUGGUGAGGGAGCAGGGCGGACUCACGUGGCAGGCACACCCUACCCCAUCAGAGCCCGCACUGAGCGCGCGAAUGACAACGGACAUGCCGUGUGAUGCGUCAGGGAGCCCCGGCCAAGGGGUGCUGGAGUGAGCUGGGGAGCCACCCCGCCAGUGUGAGGCUCGUUUGUCCUCUGGGGGCGUCCAUGUCUCGUCUGCAGGAGGCUCAUGGAAGGCAGGUCAAGGGCCUGGGAGCCUGAGGCAGCCCUACGUGUGUGGCCUCGAUUUUCCACCCUGGAGAGGUGGCCGGGGAAUGGCAGCGUCCAUGGUGUGGGGGCUGUCGGGCAGAGCUGUGGGUUCAUUUAGAGUAGCAGGCUGUCUUUCAAGCUGGGACCGUGGAUUUCAAGCCUGUGUCGAGAAGGGGUAGCUCUGAGCUGGGGCUCCCUGAACAUGGGUGCAGACAUGUGACUUCCAGAACUACCACCCCCCACCUCCGCCCCCCGCCCCAAGUGGCUAGCUUUGACAGCGGUAGUGCUUUGUCCACCAAGUGUCACUGCAAAUGUUCCUUCUUGUGGCACAGCCUUCUGUCGGUCUUUCAGGCCCUGGCCAGGAGGGUUCUGCGCACCUCUCGGCCCCGUCUCUCCACCCCACAGGCUUCUAAAGUCCCUGUUCAGUGAGGCAGUUGCCUCGGCGCCCUGCAGCCUCCCGCCUGUUCUGUGGGGCCCGUCAGUGGCAGCGCCUUGCUUGGGGCACUACCUGGGUCUCAGGCUGUCGCGUAGGGUGGUGCCGAUCCACGGCUCGCGGCUCUGCAGCGCUUCUCUCUGCAGCCAAACCGAGGGGAAAGGCCAGAGCUGACUUCACUGGGCUCUGGAAGCGGCGCUGGGUCGGCUACGACACUUCGGAACUUGUGCCGAAAGUCUGCUCAGGAUGGAUCAGAGAAUACCACCCCAAACCAAAACGUCUGCUGUAAAAUAAAGGCAUCUAGAAAGAAGGUGAAGCUGGAACACUGCCCGCGUGCCACGUCCAGACGGCCACUCUCGGAAAGCCAUCCGCCUUCUGGGAUGGAGUUUAAAGUUUUCGGUUGCAUUAGGGGGACCGCUCUUUACUUUAAAAAACUCAUGAACAUAGCAGGGUAUACUUUAAUUGUCCAAAGAUGUGUAUUUGUAUUUUUUGUUACAUAAAAUUUGGAAAUGGAAAUCCCUGUGCAUAUGUGUUUGCACACUUGUCCUGUUUCUUUGGGAUCAUCUGCAAUUGCCAAGCCAUAGGUGCGCAUGUGUAAGAUUCGACAAAUGCGUGCCACUUCUGUGGCCGUGAUUCUCAGCUUCCACACCCAUUUUCACCAGGAUGAAGCUCUGAGCACGAUCUUUUUAACGCUGAUGCACAAAAAAAGACUCUGCCUCCAAGUCGGGUUGAAUGUUCUGGAAUUCCUCUGCUGGCCAUGUGUAAUUGAUUUACAAAUUGCUUAUUCAUGUCUUCGCCUAUUUUUCUGUUGGUAGACUUCGUCUUUUUUGUGAGAACUCUCUAUAUAACCACCCGUUGUUAUUUUUUCCACUUUGUUCGUUUGAGUUUGAGGAUUUUUACUUAUCUGUAUGCAUACCUUGAAUCGUUACGUGGUCUUUUUCCUUGGUUUCCGGUAUUGGUUCAUUAAAACCGCAUUUUUCAUUG
Pteropus alecto (black flying fox) is the source of this 4253-nucleotide messenger RNA. It is a transcript of the gene WDR45B, whose product is annotated as WD repeat domain 45B. The transcript is spliced from 10 exons. Gene Ontology annotation, biological process: nucleophagy; protein lipidation; protein localization to phagophore assembly site. Gene Ontology annotation, cellular component: phagophore assembly site membrane; cytosol; extrinsic component of membrane. NCBI's taxonomy places the organism in Eukaryota, Metazoa, Chordata, Mammalia, Chiroptera, Pteropodidae. The record is from RefSeq and is a predicted model, not a curated record. Bases 71 to 1105 code for a protein of 344 amino acids. Gene Ontology annotation, molecular function: phosphatidylinositol-3,5-bisphosphate binding; phosphatidylinositol-3-phosphate binding; protein binding.